AUGGACAGAUGGAAGUAGUAUAUAGUUGCUCCGUAAUAGUUAUUCGAAUUAGUGUGUCUAACAGCUGUAAUACGACUAAUCCAGCACAGCAGCAUCUCCGUAUUCAUCCCACUUGAUCUCACAUGCCAUCAUCAUCCCCCAGGCGGAUAAAGGCUUUGUCUCUCUGUCUCCCCCAAUCCCGCGCCACCCCGUCGUCAGUGGACCCUAGCUUAAGACUGGGACCCCAAAACGACGGAAAGCAUGUCCGGGAGCUGAUGUCGGGACUCGUUAUUAGCGAGCGAAACGAGGCGCGGAACAGCCGUACUGCACUGUAUCUCCUGGGUAUUGCCGCAGGUUGGCUGCAGGGGUGGGUUGCAUACUUGCAGGUACCUGGGCUUUGCCUAGAUAGAAUCAUGUACAGAACAUAUCGCGACAUUUCUUGCCUCUCUUCUUUCUGUCUUUUUGCUUCAACUUUUCUAAUUACUUUUACAUGUCAUUUACUUGGCAACUAAUUCUCUCUCAACUUCACUGUAAUCUCCUCAAACUCAGCUAAACUCCCACUAAUUCAACCAUCAAAUUCCCAUCCCACUCCCUCCGGAUUCCCCUUCCGGCCCCCUUCACGGCUACAUCCUUUAUCUACCCGGCCCUGCCAUUCCCAUUCCACCCCAAUCAAUUACCGAACCUACAAACCGGCGGCAAAAGCCCCUCACUUCCAACCCCUC
This is a messenger RNA of Trichoderma harzianum CBS 226.95, 701 nucleotides long. RefSeq lists its product as hypothetical. Lineage: Eukaryota; Fungi; Ascomycota; Sordariomycetes; Hypocreales; Hypocreaceae. The transcript has a single exon. The record is from RefSeq and is a predicted model, not a curated record. Bases 123 to 491 code for a protein of 122 amino acids.